This is a messenger RNA of Sapajus apella (tufted capuchin), 609 nucleotides long. RefSeq names its product histone H2B type 1-A-like. NCBI's taxonomy places the organism in Eukaryota, Metazoa, Chordata, Mammalia, Primates, Cebidae. The transcript has a single exon. The coding region runs from base 11 to 400 and encodes 129 amino acids. Gene Ontology annotation, cellular component: nucleosome. Gene Ontology annotation, molecular function: DNA binding; structural constituent of chromatin; protein heterodimerization activity. The record is from RefSeq and is a predicted model, not a curated record.
AACUUGUAAAAUGAACAUGCCAGAGCUUACUUCAAAGGGCACUACCAUUUCCAAAAAGGGCUUCAAGAAGGCCGUGGCUAAAACUCAAAAUGAGGAAGGCAAAAAGCGCAAGAAAAGCCGCAGAGACAACUAUUCUAUUUACAUCUACAAGGUACUGAAGCAGGUUCACCCCGACACUGGAAUCUCUUCCAAGGCUAUGAGUAUUAUGAAUUCUUUUGUUACUGACAAUUUUGAGCGCAUUGCCAAUGAGGCUUCCCGCCUGGCGCAUUAUGACAAGCGCUCAACCAUCACCUCCAGGGAGAUGCAGACGGCCGUGCGCCUGCUGCUGCCUGGGGAACUAGCCAAACACGCGGUGUCAGAGGGCACAAAGGCAGUCACCAAGUACACCAGCUCCAAGUAAAACAUGAUCUAACCAGCAGAUGAGCUCCAUAAACCAAAGGCUCUUUUAAGAGCCACUGAUAAGUUUCUAAUAGGGCUGUAGGCUGUUUUAUGAGUAUACCUCAUUGCCAGACUGAUAGAUUAGGCAACACCGUAAUCUUUAAUUCUAAACUUAGCAUUAACUACCUGCAGCAGUUUUGGUGAAAGCUAGUCUCACAGCUGAAGCAAUUC